Messenger RNA from Schistosoma turkestanicum, 467 nucleotides. Lineage: Eukaryota; Metazoa; Platyhelminthes; Trematoda; Strigeidida; Schistosomatidae. The record is from the annotation of a GenBank genome assembly.
GUAAAUUUGAGUGGCUAGACCUCCAUCGAUUAGAUAGUACCGAACACCUGGAACCGUACCGAAAGAACAAGAAUCGAGCGCGAAGAAAUCAAAUAUUGAAUUUGUUGGGAAAGGUCAGUUGGAACGCGCUUCAUAUGAGCUGUGAUCAAGAUAGUCGUGUACAUCAGGGUUCUGAAAAGGGGGAAAAGAGAGAGAGAAAAAGGCAGCAGCGUGGCAAGUGUAUAGAUAUAACCAAAGCACUACCUAACCCGUCAUUUUUAGGAAGUCAAUACAGUGUAAAUUAUGGGAGUAUAAGAAUACAACCCACAAAUGAAAUAGUACGGCGAAGAAAAAGGAAGAGUUGUCGAGUGGAUGGAAGAGAAGUUGAAGUAAGAAGCUGGAUUUAUGUACGUUGAAAUCGAAAUUUCAGUUAGAAGAGUAGAGUUUGUAAAAGGAAAAAUUGAUGAAUAAAAGUUACCACUGUCUAA